Messenger RNA from Anolis carolinensis (green anole), 1398 nucleotides. It is a transcript of the gene slc25a32, whose product is annotated as solute carrier family 25 member 32. Gene Ontology annotation, molecular function: FAD transmembrane transporter activity; folic acid transmembrane transporter activity. The transcript has 7 exons. NCBI's taxonomy places the organism in Eukaryota, Metazoa, Chordata, Lepidosauria, Squamata, Anolidae. Gene Ontology annotation, biological process: nucleotide transport; folate import into mitochondrion. Gene Ontology annotation, cellular component: mitochondrion. The record is from RefSeq and is a predicted model, not a curated record. The coding region runs from base 83 to 1078 and encodes 331 amino acids.
AUAGGAGGGGAAAGGGGCGGAGCUAGGAAGCCACGCGACCGGCUGCUCUGGUGAGUGAGGCCCUCCCGGCUUCUUUUCUCCCAUGGACUCCGCCGCUGUUCCGGGCGGUCAAAGGCGCUGUCCCGGCCCGGCUUCCCCUCCUGCUGCUCCUCCUCCUCCUCGAGCCCCGCAGGAGCGUUCCCCCUUCAGGCACGUGCGCUACGAGAACCUGGUGGGCGGGCUCAGCGGCGGCGUCCUCUCCACUCUCGUGCUGCACCCGCUCGACUUGGUGAAGAUCCGCUUCGCAGUGAGUGAUGGCUUGAAGCUGAGACCUAAAUACAAUGGCAUUUUGCACUGUUUGGCAACCAUCUGGAGAGAAGACGGAUUUCGUGGCCUUUACCGAGGAGUGACGCCAAAUGUGUGGGGUGCUGGAGCAUCGUGGGGCCUCUAUUUUUACUUUUAUAAUGCUAUUAAAGCAUACAAGACUGAAGAUAGGUUGGAAGGCCUUGGAGCAACUGAACACCUUGUGUCAGCUGCUGAAGCAGGAGCAAUGACCUUGUGUAUUACAAAUCCAAUCUGGGUGACGAAGACUCGACUUGUGUUACAAUAUGAAGCUGGCAUUGACUCAUCAAAGAGGCAAUAUAAAGGGAUGCUUGAUGCCCUUAUAAAAAUAUAUAAGUAUGAAGGAAUACGUGGCCUUUAUAAGGGAUUUGUGCCUGGUCUGUUUGGAACAUCACAUGGAGCACUUCAAUUCAUGGUUUAUGAAGAGCUGAAAACAAAAUACAAUAGAUAUAAAAACAGACAGUUCGAUUUAAAAUUGAGCGCUUUAGAAUAUAUCACAAUGGCAGCCCUAUCAAAAAUAUUUGCAGUUUGUGCAACAUACCCAUAUCAAGUUGUGAGAGCACGUCUCCAGGAUCAGCACAACAGAUAUUCAGGUGUAGUUGACGUCAUCCGUAGGACAUGGAGGAAAGAAGGAGUUCAUGGAUUUUACAAAGGAAUUGUACCUAACGUGAUCAGAGUCACUCCUGCGUGUUGUAUCACAUUUGUAGUGUAUGAAAAAGUAUCUCAUUUUCUAAUUAGCUUGAAGAAUGGUGGUUGAAUAUUAUGGAUUAUCUCAGGACAUUAUCAUAGUUUGACUUGCAUCACAGUUGUCUUAAAUGAAGAUGGAAUUUCCCAGGCAUUCACAGAAACGACAAACUGGAACACCAUUAAUUGUGCUUGAUACAUUUCUUCUGUAUUUGUAUCCUAUGCCUGGAAUGUUAAUCCAUUUGAAUCCUUUAACUGAAUGAAUAGAUGUGGCCCAGAAACUCAGUCUGCAUCUUUCAUUUUGGAUGGUUCUAACCCCGAAAAGGAGGGAAUCAGAAUUUUAGGUGAAAUAAAGACACCACUAAAUAAAUUUGGUAUAUUAAUCCACAAUUA